AUGCCUCCCAAAUUCGACCCCAAUGAGGUGAAGAUCGUCCACCUUCGGGUGACUGGUGGUGAAGUCGGUGCCCAGUCCGCCCUUGCCCCCAAGGUCGGUCCUCUGGGUCUGUCUCCCAAGAAGAUCGGUGAAGACAUUGCGAAGAGCACUGGCGACUGGAAAGGUCUCCGUGUCACCGUCAAGCUCACCAUCCAGAACCGUCAGGCUCAGGUCUCUGUUGUGCCUUCAGCCUCGUCUCUGGUCAUCAAGGCUCUGAAGGAGCCUCCUCGUGACCGCAAGAAGGAGAAGAACAUCAAGCACAACAAGUCCAUCCCUCUCGAAGAUAUCAUUGAUAUUGCUCGCCAGAUGCGCACCAGGAGCUUGGCCAAGGAGCUCAAGGGAACCGUCCUUGAGAUCCUGGGUACUGCUUUCUCGGUUGGCUGCCAGGUUGAUGGCCGCAGCCCCAAGGAUGUCAGCGACGACAUCAAGGCUGGAGAGAUUGACGUCCCCUCGGAGUAA
Monascus purpureus is the source of this 498-nucleotide messenger RNA. NCBI's taxonomy places the organism in Eukaryota, Fungi, Ascomycota, Eurotiomycetes, Eurotiales, Aspergillaceae. The record is from the annotation of a GenBank genome assembly.